Molecule: messenger RNA, 1301 nt
Organism: Cuscuta campestris
Lineage: Eukaryota; Viridiplantae; Streptophyta; Magnoliopsida; Solanales; Convolvulaceae
Source: the annotation of a GenBank genome assembly
UCUGAAUUCAUUCUCUCUAAACUACCUGGAGACUUUCCAAGAACUCAGGUUUUGUCGGACACAACUUGAACCCCCGAAAACUCCUCUCUCAGGCUUCACGGGAGACACCGUUGAAGUUGAAGGAUCCAUAGUUCUACCGGUCGAACUAGGAUCAGGUGAGAAGACCGUGUGGAAGAAGAUGCGGUUCAUCGUUGUAGACAUUAAGUGCGUCCACAACGCAAUUCUUAGAAGGUCAGGCAUCAAUAAAGUCGGGGCGGUGAUUUCCAUGGCUCAUCUAUGCAUGAAGUUCCACACUCCAGGUGGUGUGGGUGAGGUGAAGGGUGACCAAAGGAAUGCCCGGGAAUGCUAUGCCCGGGCAGUCAAGAAGAUGACCAAGGGGGUCAAUGUCAUCUCCCAAGAAGUCGCAAAGGGAGAGACCCGGGAAAAAUUAGAGCCCGAGGCCGAGACGGUGGAAAUCGAACUUCACCCGGGUGAUUCUUCGAGGAUGGUCAGAAUUGGAGCAAAUCUCCCCGAGGAUCUCAAGGCAGAGAUUACACGGGUCCUCCAAGAAUACGCGGGUAUAUUCGCAUGGAGCGUGGCGGAUAUGCCCGGAAUAGAUCGCUCUGUUAUCUGCCACCGGUUGGCCGUGAGGGAAGGAAGUCAACAGGUACGACAGAAGAAGCGGUACCUGGCCAGUGACCGGCGAGACUUCGUCAAGAAGGAAGUGAAGGACCUCCUCAGUGUUGACCUACCGGUCAACAAGCCCACUGAACAAUGGUGGGAGAUGGCCGUUGAUGGGGCAUCCGGUCCUAGAGGAUACGGAGGUGGUAUCGUGUUCACCACCCCAGAAGGGUUCAAGAUCUACCAUGCAAUCGUCUUCAACUUCAAGCUGACGAACAAUGAGGCAGAAUAUGAAGCUCUGGCUGGAGGGCUCAGACUUGCCCAAGCCCUGAAAAUCAGUCGGGUCAGUAUCAAAUUUGACUCUAGCCUGAUUGUUGGGAAAGUGACCGGUAACAUGGAAGAAAGGGAAGGAUGUUGAGUCCAAAAGAUUCUUUAUUUAAUCUCCACUAAAUCAGUAUUUUUAUGAGUUAAAAGGUGCAUUUUUACACUUAAAUGAUCAUAUUUGCAUCCUAGGCAUUAUUCACAAAAUAUAUUCAUAAUACACAUUUUUCGAGUAUAUUUAAAAUGUUAUUUCGUUGGAUCCAAUAUUUUUCUUGACAAGCUGUUUAGAUAUGUUGUUGGAGCUGAAAAACAUGGGCUGAAGAUUUUGCAAUGGGCCUCCGAAACAAUUUAGAAGAAAAGAAGAAAUAAGGUUGUUUUUG